UUUGUUUGGUGGAAGAAAAAUUGUAAACCCAGUGGGUAUUACUAAUUUUCAUUGGCUAUCUGCGUGGUAAUGUCAAAUGACCCAAUCCUAAAAGUUGGAAAAUAAAGGAAGAAUCUAACUACUGUGUCUCAGGAUUCUGUAUUAUAACACUGACACUCUCUAACUACAACUUACAGCAACGUUUACUUAGAUAUGAAAUCCAUGUCAGAUAAACUGUGGAAAUACAAUCGCUAUCGCUACAUCAUGACCUACCACGAGAAACCUUGGCUGCCUCCGCCUUUUAUCCUACUGAGUCACAUUGGCCUCCUCGUCCGCCACCUUUGCUGUCAUCAAGCUCCAAAUGACCAAGAAGAGGGAGACGUUGGACUAAAACUAUACCUGAGUGAUGAAGAUUUGAAAAAGCUUCACCAUUUUGAAGAGCAGUGUGUGGAAAAAUACUUCCAUGAGAAGAUGGACUGCCUGAAUUGUAGCUGUGAGGAGCAAAUUCGAGUGACAUCGGGAAGGGUUACAGAGAUGUACUUCCAACUGAAAGAAAUGAACGAGAAGGUGUCUUUUAUAAAGGACUCCUUACUGUCUUUGGACAGCCAGGUGGGACACCUGCAGGACCUUUCUGCCAUGACUGUGGAUACCUUAAAAAUCCUUUCUGCUGUUGACACCUUGCAAGAGGAUAAGGCUCUCCUGGUCAACAGAAAGCAUUCUACUUGCAGAAAACUUCCCCACAGCUGGAGCAAUGUCAUCUGUGCAGAAGUUCUAGGCAGCGUGGAGCUCUCUGGGAAGAAGAAAUACCAGUAUUAUAGCAUGCCCCCUUCUUUGCUGCAGAGGCUGGCCAGAGGCCAACAUUCCUCCAAAGUACAGAGGGGGCCCCUUCUUGAAAUUACAGACAGUUGUCUGAGACAGGCUCCAAAUGUAAGUGAUGACAAGAAAGAGCGAGAAACAAAAAAUGGUAUAGCUGCUUCUGGGGUAUCCCUUAACUGGCAAGCACACCCAAAGAGUGGCCAAUUUCUACCGGUCCCUUCUUAUCUAAAGCAAGUUCCUUUGUCUGCAGAGACUACUUUGUCCAGGCCAUCUGAGGAAGCAGGGGCAGAUAUGCAGGCAACUGAACAGGUCAGCCAGAGAGAGGUCCCCAUUCAUCUGAGUUGGCAGACAGCAGUUGUCUCAGACCAGGGGUCAGUAGCUGAACCCAAGGAACAGUACGAGCCAAUCACUCAGGUACCAGCUAAACAAGACAAGGGGAAACAAGUUCUACCCACUUUGAGUUCCAGACCUGCACCCAUGAAAGCAACCUCCCUUCCUUCCCAAAUGGAGAACACGCAGACUGGAGGUGGAUACGUGAACUGGGCAUUUUCAGAAUGCGAUGAAACUGGUGUGUGUUGCAUCGAGAAAAAAUGGCAAACCUGCUUACCCUCCACUUGUAACGGUGACUCAACCCAGAGUGGACCCUUCCAGAUGCAAAGCCAGGCCAGAUCCCUAUUUGAGAACUCAACAAGAUUGGCCCAGUGUAAUAGUUACUCAGAGGUGGAACCAUGGCUCCAGCCAAACUCUUCCUUUUGGAUCAACCCUCUCCGCAGAAGCAGGUCCUUCAUUAGGAGUCAUAGUUUUAGAUUCCACAAGAUUAAAAACCUUUCACAAUCAUCAAAAAUAGGGCCAUCAGCAUGGGUCAAAGCAAAAAUUCUAACCAAAGACAGGAAAUCUUCAAAGAAAAAGAAGAAAGCACAAAGACAACAGGUGCCAGUCAUAACAGUCAACACCUGCUCUCAAAGUGACCAAUUGAAUUCAGAGCCAGAAGAAAAUAGCAUCUCAGGAGAAGAGGAAUGGAGCAAGAACUGGCUCACGGUGUCCAAAUUUAGUCAGAUAAGUACGUAACAGUCUACUACCAUAGAUUCCACUUUGGUAGAGUUUUCUCAGUGUUGGGUCUUUAGACCACUGGUGGUCGCUGCUCUUAUUUCAAGUGGAAAUGAGGGGAAAGGAAGUAAUAACACAUUCUAAGGAAAAUAACCCUUUUCUGUUUUUUAAUUUUUAUGAAAUGGGCACAUUUUCUGUUUGUUUAAUUGAAUAGUUUUUAGAAUCCAGAAAAGAAAAAUUGAGAUUUAGAUAGUCUCUUACAUUCAGAACUGUUGAACCUGGUUCAGAGUGUUUCCCCAGGGAGCAUUCAUUUAGUCUGAUUUAUGGGGAGAGGGAAGGAGGAAUGGUCUAAUUCUGUAAAUUCUUAAGGUUCUUGUGAACACUGAUAUAUUCACAGCAUAUAUCAGUGUUCAUAGGACCGCUACACAGAACUCGUUGCAUUGAGUUAUAGUUAGUUAUUUACUACUGCCCACGUACAGUGUUUAUUCUGUGGUCAAGUAUCCCUUAGGCUGAAUAAUCAUGGUGUUUGUAGAGGAGAGAAGAUGAAUCAAUCAUCUAGGCAUGAAGACUAUGAGUUGGGCAAUAGUGUGAAUGUGAAAUAAACCUGGGUAGGUAAGAAGAGGGCAGAUUAUGAACAGAAUGGAAGGCAAUCAUGAGAACUUCGAACUUCUUGCAUUAGACAAUAAGAGAUCUUUAUUUUU
This is a messenger RNA of Trichechus manatus latirostris (Florida manatee), 2543 nucleotides long. Its product is annotated as transient receptor potential cation channel subfamily M member 6-like. Gene Ontology annotation, molecular function: monoatomic cation channel activity. Gene Ontology annotation, cellular component: apical plasma membrane; plasma membrane. Gene Ontology annotation, biological process: metal ion transport; protein tetramerization; monoatomic cation transmembrane transport. Bases 193 to 1863 code for a protein of 556 amino acids. Lineage: Eukaryota; Metazoa; Chordata; Mammalia; Sirenia; Trichechidae. The transcript has 5 exons. The record is from RefSeq and is a predicted model, not a curated record.